This is a messenger RNA of Arabidopsis arenosa, 2103 nucleotides long. The record is from the annotation of a GenBank genome assembly. NCBI's taxonomy places the organism in Eukaryota, Viridiplantae, Streptophyta, Magnoliopsida, Brassicales, Brassicaceae.
GAAUUAAAAAAACUGCUAAUUGUGGAUUGUGUAUCAUUCAUUGUCAUCAAUCAUCAUCAUCUUCUACGAGUUUGGAGAAGUUAUCCAUCAUUGAAGCAUUUAGAAUGCCGGAGAAAGGAAUGAUUUUUCCUCCGGUACCGAGCCAAUUGGUGCUUUUACGGCCAAGCCCUUUACUUCAAUGGCGGCUUGGUGCUCUUACAGCACUCGUCUUCUUCCUCAUGUUAGUCGUUUGGAGUAUUGACGGUUGCUCGAUUCAAAGCUUCGUUGAGCCAUGGAGAUUCAAUGCAUACUCUGUUCGAAUCAGUCCUUCUCCGUCGCCUUUAAUGUCACCGAAACCCAUUCUAGUAUCAGAGAAACCUCACCGCCAAAAUCUCACUUUGAAGACGACGAUGGUUCCACGAAAUCUGGUUCCGAAGAAGACGAAUCUCACUUCAAACUCGACCCGGGUCCAAUUCGGGUGGAUUACCGCCGAAUUGCAGAAGAAUUUCACGGCGAAUUUGAUGAGAAAUUGGUUGGCUCCGGGAGGAGCGCCGUGCAGAGAAGCGAAAACCGUCGAGAUUUCAGUUGCCGGCGUCGACGGGAGUGAUUCUGUGGAGUUAACCGCCGGCGAGAUUCAUGAAUUCAAAUUUCAAGCCAUAGACGAAUCUGGAAAACAUGUUUGCAUUGGUGGGGACUAUUUCGAGACUGAUUUAUCCGGCAAGAAUUGGAAAUCGAGACCGCCGGUGAAAGAUUUUGGCAACGGAACUUACUCUUUCUCGUUACAGGUUCAUCCUGAGUUCGCCGGAGAUUAUAAUCUCACCGUCAUUUUGCUCUUCCGUCAUUACCAAGGUCUUAAGUUCAGUACCUCACGUUUAGGCUUUGACCGAAAGCUUCGCAAUGUUAGAUUACGUUUCGUCAAGAAGCCUGACGUUACUCUGCCGGAGCUCCGGUCAUGUAAAAAAUCUGAUUUUAACAGAGAUGCAUGGUCUGGACGAUGGACUAGGCUUGGCAAGAAUGAUGAGUGUCAGAUUAGCAAUGACGGGCGUUACCGCUGCCUCGCCGUGGAUUUCCCUUGUCGGAAACCGUGGUGCGACGGAGCGGUUGGAGCGAUAGAGAGCAAUGGUUGGGUUUACUCGAGCCAUUGCUCUUUCAAGCUCUUCUCUGGGGAUAAGGCUUGGGAUUGCUUGAAAAACAAAUGGAUUUUCUUCUGGGGAGAUUCGAAUCAUGUCGAUUCGAUCAGAAACUUGCUGAAUUUCGUCUUGGGUCAUCCGGAAAUCCCCGCUGUCCCGAGAAGAUUCGAUAUGAAGUUUUCAAAUCCGAAGAACCCAUCGGAGACUGUUAGGAUCACGAGUAUUUUCAACGGUCAUUGGAACGAGACGAAGAAUUAUCAGGGCCUUGAUUCGCUUAAAGACCAGGACUUUAGAGAAUUGCUCAAGAAGUACUUCAAUGAAGAAACAAACCGUGUUCCCGACGUGAUGAUCGUGAACUCGGGUCUACACGAUGGGAUUCACUGGACCAGUCUUAGAGCCUUUGCGAAAGGUGCUGAAACCGCAGCUGCAUUUUGGAGAGAAGUAUUUGAUGGGAUCAAAAACAGGGGAUUGCAACCGCCAGAAGUGAUUUUCAGGAACACAAUCGCGACAGGCGGCUACGCUAGAACGCUAGCGUUUAACCCAAGCAAAAUGGAGGCGUUUAACGGAGUGUUUCUCGAGAAAAUGAGGGACGCGGGAUUGGUCACAAGCGUAGUUGAUAACUUUGAUAUGACUUAUCCGUGGCAUUAUGAUAACCGGUGCAACGAUGGAGUUCACUACGGAAGAGCUCCGGCAAAAAUGCGGUGGAGGGACGGUGAGAUCGGACAUCAGUACUUUGUGGAUUUGAUGCUCGUUCACGUAUUGCUGAAUGCAUUGUGUGUAAGAUAGAUAUGGUAAAGUUUGGUUUAGGAAGAGUCACGGAUUCUUUAUUUAUGUGUAGACUUAAUUUUUUUGAAGUAUAGAUUAUUAUUAUUAUUUGGGAAAACUCAACUCAAGCUUGAAUUUUAUUGUAUAAUAGCAAGAGAUUGGAGCAACACUUGUGUGCUAUAUGUAUAUCUGGUUGACAUUUUUCUGAUAAUAAUAAUUUUGAACUCUU